Molecule: messenger RNA, 842 nt
Organism: Cylas formicarius (sweet potato weevil)
Lineage: Eukaryota; Metazoa; Arthropoda; Insecta; Coleoptera; Brentidae
Gene: RpS3
Product: small ribosomal subunit protein uS3A
Exons: 3
Coding region: 71-799 (242 amino acids)
Biological process (GO): translation; positive regulation of apoptotic signaling pathway
Cellular component (GO): cytosolic small ribosomal subunit; nucleus
Molecular function (GO): structural constituent of ribosome; RNA binding
Source: RefSeq, a predicted model, not a curated record
AACUAACCAAAAGUCUCUAGAAUCGACGAACCGCGUGGCCGUUUCUUUUUGCUAUCGACUCCUCCAGAAAAUGGCUACUACAAUAUCAAAAAAGCGUAAAUUUGUGGGAGACGGCGUUUUCAAAGCCGAACUCAACGAGUUUUUGACAAGGGAGCUAUCAGAAGAUGGAUACUCAGGUGUAGAAGUCCGCGUUACUCCUACACGCACGGAAAUCAUCAUAAUGGCUACGAGAACCGAUCGGGUUUUGGGUGAGAAAAACCGAAGAAUACGUGAAUUGACUUCCGUCGUGCAGAAGCGUUUUAAUUUCCCCGAAAACUCUGUCGUGCUGUACGGAGAAAAAGUAGCGAACCGCGGCUUGUGCGCCAUUGCCCAGGCAGAAUCUUUGAGGUUCAAAUUGAUUGGAGGCUUAGCUGUCCGAAGAGCUUGUUAUGGUGUGCUCCGUUACAUUAUGGAAUGCGGAGCUAAGGGUUGCGAGGUUGUAGUUUCUGGAAAACUUAGAGGUCAGAGAGCCAAAUCUAUGAAAUUCGUAGAUGGUUUGAUGAUUCACUCCGGCGACCCCUGCAAUGACUAUGUCGACACUGCAACCCGGCAUGUGUUGCUCAGACAGGGUGUCUUGGGAAUUAAGGUGAAAAUCAUGUUGCCCUAUGACGCAACCGGUAAGAUCGGCCCCAAGAAGCCAUUGCCUGACAAUGUGUCGGUUGUCGAGCCGAAAGAGGAAAUUCUGCCAGCUUACCCGAGUUCGGAAAUUAAAGCUGUGAAAUUGGACGCUCCCCCUGCGAUACCAGUUGCAGUGGCGUAGGCCUUAUAUUAUGUAUAAUUUCUAAAUAAACCAUUUGUGAAGA